AUGAAAAUACACACGAGCCGUUGGAACGCGUUGAACCGACUCCACGAGCCGAGCAACGAGCGCGAAUGGUUUCCUUUGACUCGGGUACCAAAUACCGACAAUUUUCGGAUAGACACGAGCCGCGCCGAUCAUAUACGAGCCGCGCCGCGCAACACCGAUCCCACGGCUCGUGAACUGUACCGCGCAAUACCAAGCCACGCGCCGAGCCACGAGCCCCGCGCCGUGGGAACCCGGCUUAACCUACAGACGGCGUUGACCCGUCAAAAUGUAAUGAACUUUAAACAUUUACAAAAAACAAAAAAAAAACGCUUUUGUUUGCAGCUUUUGUCGGGAGAACAACACGCUCAAUGCAACGGGUGGGCCGAGAAACAUUUUAAUAUGGGCUGGGCGUGUAUAGCAACAUUUGGCGUGGCAAUAAAGUCAGCUUCGAAAGACAAAAGUAUCAGUCUGAUAUAA
This is a messenger RNA of Macrosiphum euphorbiae (potato aphid), 456 nucleotides long. The record is from the annotation of a GenBank genome assembly. Lineage: Eukaryota; Metazoa; Arthropoda; Insecta; Hemiptera; Aphididae.